Molecule: messenger RNA, 5058 nt
Organism: Trichophyton verrucosum HKI 0517
Lineage: Eukaryota; Fungi; Ascomycota; Eurotiomycetes; Onygenales; Arthrodermataceae
Exons: 3
Coding region: 1-5058 (1685 amino acids)
Biological process (GO): mitotic actomyosin contractile ring assembly; barbed-end actin filament capping; actin filament bundle assembly
Cellular component (GO): mating projection tip; cell division site
Molecular function (GO): actin binding; small GTPase binding
Source: RefSeq, a predicted model, not a curated record
AUGACAUCAGAUAAACCGUCAAAAUCAUUUUUCGGAAGGAAACUACACAAGGAACGCCAGCCCGAUCUGCGCGCUGAGACGCCCGAAUCGUUUGGUGCGGCUAGCAGUGGAUCGGGAUCGCGCUCAUCGAGAUAUUCGAAGCGAGAGUCCGGCCUAUCUGUCGAUUUAACCGGCGAUACGGAAUAUCUCUCAGGUGUGAUAGGAUCCAUCCCGUAUGACAGCGUACCUGUGCGAAAGGAGCCAACCCCUUCCAAAAUGGGUAAACCAAACGACUACCACCAAUAUCCCCAGUUUCAGGGGCAUCAGCCUGCGAACGGCGCAAUGCACCUGUCUGGACCCCGGCCCCCGCCAGGAUCCUCAGGCACCACCGCCUCAUACUACUCUCAAAGCGACAAGGGGGUGAAAUAUCAAGCGUGGAACGGCCACAACGCCUACCCGACCACAGAAUCCUCUAACCCUCGAACCUCCAUGGACCAGAACAGCAUCUACUCCGCGAUCUCGUCCGCUCCUCGUGGCUCGACUCAUACUAUCAGCACAGACAAUGCGUCCCGUUAUAACUACCCCACACAUUCUCAAGAUCCCCGGAAUCAGCCGUCCAGCUCAUCGGGAAGCCGUCCUUCUACCUCGUCACGAUCUGACUGGCUUCCUCCUCAACUACCCAUUGUGUUUGGUACUUUGCCAAUCUCGGCGGAUGGAACGAUCCAGAGACCCAAGGAUGACGCUGUCGUGGACCAGAUGUUCUAUGAGCUCAUGAUCAAACGAGGGUGGCAGAAUCUCCCCGAACAGGCCAAGAGACAGAUGUUGGCCUACCCGACGUCGAAAAAAUGGACUUUGGUUCAUCAAGAUCGCCUGACGCAGUGGCAAGGGGAGCAAAAGCGGCGCCAACAGAAUAGGCAAACCGGCUCUGGAGAUGGAGGCAAGGGUCUCCUUGGACGAGCCGAUGAAGAAGGCAGCCCUGAGUGGUAUGUUAAGAAGGUCAUGGAUGACUCCAUCACAGCAAAGGAGUUGGGGAGUUUAAGCGUAAGCUUACGAACACAACCAAUAAGAAGAAAAGCUUCAGGACCAGUUCCGGUGACCAAUUCAGGAGGAGAUAAGGAUUUGGAUCGUGAGUACGACAUUGCAAAAUGUUUGAAGGCCUUGAUGAACAACAAAUAUGGUGCCGACGAUGCGCUUGCCCAUCAGCAAAUUAUUGUGGCUCUCGCAAGUUCUCUUAUAUCCCCAAGAUUGACAACAAGAAAGCUGGUCAGUGAAAUCUUGACCUUCCUCUGCGACUGGGCCCAUGGUCAGGGACAUCAAAAGGUCCUUCAAGCAAUGGAUCAGGUUAAGAAUAUGCAAGGCGAGACCGGCCGAUUUGAUGCUUGGAUGCGAGUAGUGGAAGUCAGUAUUGACGGAAGAGGCAAAAUGGGCAGUCUUGUCGGCGCAAGUGAAGAGUUCAGAAGCGGCGGCAUAGGAAUGGAGAACCUCCUCAUGGAGUACGCUCUAGCAACCAUGUUUUUGAUCAACAUGUUUGUCGAUGCUUCAGAAGAUGACUUGCAGCUUCGAUGUCAUAUCAGAGCACAGUUCACCGCUUGCGGUAUCAAACGACUACUUGCUAAGAUGGAAGGAUUCCAGUAUGAGGCCAUUGACAGACAAGUGGAACGGUAUAAGGAGAAUGAAGGGAUUGACUACGAAGAUCUGCUUCAACGAGAAAGCAGUAGUAUGAAAGAUAGCAUUGAAGGGGAGGUCAGUGAUAUGAACGACCUUAUUCAGAUCACCAAUGCUAUCAUUAGUAGGCUACGGGGAGAUCGUUCCCAGGACUUCUUCAUUUCUGCUAUGCAACACAUGCUUCUUAUCAGGGAGAACUCUGGUGAAGAUAGCCACCGAAUGUUCCAAUUAGUUGAUGCAAUGCUCAGCUAUGUCGCCAUGGACAGAAGGCUUCCAGAUAUGGACCUGAAGCAGAGUCUCAAUUUUACCGUCCAGAGCCUCCUUGACAAGCUACACACCGACGCUGAAGCAAGAAGAGCGUUCGACGAGUCCUUAGAAGCUCGCCAGAUUGCAGAAGCUGCAAUUGCCGAACGAGAUGAGAUGAAAGCUCGAAUCGAAAUGGGCGCAGAUGGCCUAGUCAAGAAGCUCCAGAAGCAAAUCGAGGAACAAGAAGCGGUAAUCAGUCUUCAAACCCGGCAAAAUGAGUCCUUGAAAAGUGAAUUGGCCGAGGUCCAAAGAAUUCGAGGACAAGAGCUUCAGAGGAACGAACUUGAAACUCGGGAGCUGUACCUCAUGCUUCGAGAUGCACAGGAUGUUGCAGCCUCGAAGUCUAAGAUGACUGGUACUGGCGGUGAUAUGGGCACAAUGGAUCCUACCCAGAUGAAUGGUAUUCUUGACCGGGAAAAACUCAUGAGCCGUCUUGAACGGCAGCUCGAUCGAGCAAAGACUCAGUUCAAAUUGGAAGGAAAAGUUUGGCCUCAGAAUGGUCCAUCAGACAGGCUUCGAGAACUGCGCGAACUGAUGGAGGGAGAUUUCUCUCAUGAUCCCGAAAUUGAUGAGGAGACCAAGCGCAACUUCACUCAUAGUACCUUUGGUACUGUUUCGAGGAAGCGUAGCCAGGCCCUUAAAGCUAACGCUUCUAACGACGAGGAUAGCCGGGAUGGAGAGCUUGAUGACCUAGAGGAAGAGGGCGAGGAGGCUGUAUUUGAGAAGGGCCGGUUGGUAGAGAUCAGAAGACCAAAACUCGACCCUGAGCGUGCCACAGCACUUCUGGGUGAAAUUGCUUCCAAAGCUGGAGAAAGAGAAAAGGAGUUAGAAAAAGAAAAGGAGAAAGAAAAGGAAGAGCAAGAAAAGACCUCGACACCUCCCGCCGAAGCUCCUGAGAAUAAAGAGACAAAAGAUGCUGGAUCCGAUAACCUUGCCGGCUUCAAUGGCCCUCCACCACCACCGCCACCUCCUCUCCCUGGAUUCGGAGGGGGGGCACCGCCUCCACCACCUCCCCCCAUGCCUGGCUUCGCUGGUGGUGCUCCUCCACCGCCCCCUCCUCCCAUGCCCGGCUUUGGAAAUGGUGCACCACCACCUCCUCCCCCCAUGCCAGGAGUUGGAAUGCCCCCUCCACCGCCCCCAAUGCCUGGCGGCUGGAAGAAAACUUAUCUCCCAGCUGGACAAGUUUCUACAGUACCUACGGUUAGCUUACCAUUUAUACGCCCCAAGAAGAAGCUCAAGGCACUUCAUUGGGAUAAAGUUGAUACCCCUCAAGUGACCGUCUGGGCUGCUCAUGCACCUACACAUGAGGCCAAGGAGCAGAAAUACACUGAUCUUGCAAAGAAGGGAGUUCUCGAUGAAGUCGAGAGAUUGUUCAUGGCCAAGGAAACGAAAGUACUGGGUCGUUCUGGGAAGAAAACUGAUAAGAAACAAAUCAUCAGUAGUGAAUUGGUUCGCCAAUUUGAAAUUGCAUUCGCCAAGUUUUCUCAAAUCUCCGCAGACGAGCUCGUUCGCAAGAUCAUUCAUUGUGAUACCGAAAUAUUAAAUAACACCGUUGUCAUGGAAUUCUUACAGAAGGACGAGCUGUGCAAUAUUCCUGAAAAUACAUCAAAGUUAAUGGCCCCCUAUAGCAAGGAUUGGACCGGGCCCGGAGCUGCUACAACAGAACGAGAGCAGGACCCUUCAGAGCUUACUCGUCAGGAUCAAAUCUAUCUCCAGACUGCCUUUGAGUUGAACCAUUAUUGGAAAUCAAGAAUGCGUGCACUUAACUUGACUCUCUCUUUUGAGCAAGAAUACGAUCAUAUAUCCUCCAGUCUACGGGAGAUAGGACAAGUCUGCGAGUCGUUACGUGAUUCCGUCUCCUUGAUGAACGUGCUUGGACUCAUUCUUGAUAUUGGUAAUUUCAUGAAUGAUUCCAAUAAACAGGCCGCUGGUUUCAAACUCAGCUCUCUGGCUCGUCUUGGUAUGGUCAAAGAUGACAAGAAUGAGUCCACCUUUGCAGAUCUUGUUGAACGUAUUGUUCGAAAUCAAUAUCCAGAGUGGGAAGGGUUCACCGACGAUAUUGAUGGCGUAAUAAGGGUCCAGAAGGCCAAUGUUGAUCAGCUCCAGCUUGAUGCAAAGAAAUAUAUUGACAACAUCAAGAACGUGCAAAUGAGUUUGGAUUCUGGCAACCUGAGCGACCCAAAGAAGUUCCACCCUCAAGAUAGGGUAAAUCUGAUCGUCCAAAGAUGCAUGAAAGACGCGAGGAGAAAGGCAGAGCAGCUGCAGCUCUACCUUGAUGAAACAAGCCAGACAUACGACGAUAUCAUGGUGUUUUACGGUGAAGACCAUACAGAUGAAAAUUCAAGACGAGAAUUCUUCCCCAAACUUGCGACCUUCUUGCAGGAGUGGCGCAAAUCCAAGGAGAAAAACAUCUCUUGGGAAGAAAAUAGGCGGCGCACAGAAGCCUCGCUUGCUCGCAAGAGGGCCAAGCCCGGUCUUACAAACGGUAUAGAUUCUGGUACCCCAACUUCGCCCACGUCAAAUGGUGCAAUGGAUUCACUGCUGGAGAAGCUGCGUGCUGCUGCUCCCCAGGCUAGAGAUCAGCGUGACAGAAGACGUCGCGCAAGAUUGAAGGAGAGGCAUCAAGUACGACUUGCUUCUGGACAACAUGUACCCGGUAUAACGGUGAACGACGGCCAGGAUAGCGAGAGCACUACGACUGCGGAACCGGCCGCAACCCCCAAAGAUGAUACCCCACAAAAUUCGCAAUCUAAGGGUGAGGACAUCGCGGAUCGCGCCGCCAGCAUGUUACAGGGACUCAGGAGUGACAAUGACUCUGAGGGCAGCCGUUCCAGGCGACGAAAUAGCGCUGAAGAAGCCCGGAGAAGCAGGCGGAUGCGACGACGUGCCCCGGCAACAACGUCGGCUUCUACCAAUAAGGAAUCUAAUGAUGGCUCUUCACUGCUCUCAGCGCACCCUGAACCUGAGGGUGGAAGCAGACGAGACUCUUCAGGGAGCACUGCAUCCGCGGUGUUGGGCGAAACAACCAAUGAACCCGAAACUUCACCGCGGCCUUUACCAGCAACUCCCGGUGGCACAGAUUCCAAUCCUAUCACGAUAUCCGACUAA